CAGCUAUAGGCAACACAUGUUAUUUUGUUCUUGGCAGUCCAUACAAUUACAUAUUUGUUUACCACAGGUGAUUAGUUAUUUUUAUUCAUGCUCCGUAGCGUGUGAUGAAAAGAGCUACCGAAAUGGACCAAUUGACGUAUCAGACUGCUGUAAAAAAGGCACAACUGGUUGAGAGGAAUCCCCAGUUGCAGAUCAACCCCAUGCGUGUAUCCAUGCACCAGGAGGAGGAUAUAAUCGAAUUGGCCCAACAAAUCCAGAACGCUGACAAACAAUUGAAAAACACAACUUGCCACAAGCUAGGGGUCAUAAUGGAGCAGAUAAAAAUGCUUCAAGCCCAAGCCAUGGAAAUACUAAAGGAGUCCAAUCUCAACAGAGAUCUGCACAGUGCGGCCUGUAAUUUCACCAAAAAACCGGGACAAAUCUAUCAUCUAUAUCAAAGAUCAUCGGGUCAAAACUAUUUCAGCAUGUUAUCACCGGAAGAAUGGAAUCUUUCAGUUGACCAGACAUUUAAAGGCAGUUACAGAUUAGAAUAUGAUUUAAGCUGGACUCCAGUGGAAAAGAUUAAAGAGCAGGAUGAGAAGCUGAAGUGGGCGGAGCAGUGCAUGCAAAAGGCUUUAGACGGUGGGCGUGGUUCGGCCAUGGCAAUUGAUUUUAAUAUAAACAAUGAUUAAAAGAAUAUUAUUAAAAUUAUUUUUAUUAAGAUUAAUCUUCGCCGAAAAUGCAAUGAUAUUGAUUUUAAUAGCAAGACAAAUUAAUUUAAAUCUUAACAUAUUUAGGUUUUAAUAAAAAACAAAUACAUUUU
Molecule: messenger RNA, 802 nt
Organism: Drosophila teissieri
Lineage: Eukaryota; Metazoa; Arthropoda; Insecta; Diptera; Drosophilidae
Exons: 4
Coding region: 105-671 (188 amino acids)
Source: RefSeq, a predicted model, not a curated record